AUGCACACCGGAGGACGACUCAUAGCUGGUUCUCACAACAGGAAUGAGUUCGUCCUGAUCAAUGCGGAUGAGAAUGGACGGAUUAAGUCUGUCCAAGAGUUAAGUGGACAAAUAUGUCAGAUUUGUGGGGAUGAGAUAGAGAUUACGGUGGACGGGGAGCCCUUUGUUGCUUGUAAUGAAUGUGCUUUCCCUGUUUGUCGGCCCUGCUACGAGUAUGAAAGAAGGGAGGGAAAUCAGGCUUGUCCACAGUGUAAAACCAGAUACAAGCGCAUCAAAGGUAGUCCAAGGGUUGAAGGUGAUGAAGAUGAGGAUGACAUUGAUGAUUUGGACAAUGAAUUUGAUUAUGGGGACCCUGAUGCUUUGGGCCCACACCCAAUGUCUGAAUCAACCCUGUCUGGAAUCCCUGGAAAUUUGGAACAUGAAUCCUCUCUUAAUUCUGAAAUUCCUCUCUUGACAUAUGGGGAGGAGGACUCAGAGAUAUCUUCUGAUCGACAUGCUCUAAUUGUUCCUCCAUUUAUGAAUCAUGCAAAUAGAGUUCAUCCCAUGCCCUAUAAUGAUCCAUCUAUUCCUUUGCAACCUAGGCCUAUGGCUCCAAACAAAGACCUUGCAGUAUAUGGGUAUGGAAGUGUGCGUUGGAAAGACCGGAUGGAGGAUUGGAAGAAGAGGCAGGGUGACAAACUCCAGGUGGUGAAGCAUGAAGGAAAUAACGGAGGAAACUUUGGUGAUGAGUUGGAUGACUCUGAUUUGCCAAUGAUGGAUGAAGGCAGGCAACCACUAUCACGGAAGCUUCCAAUUCCUUCAAGCAAGAUAAAUCCAUACAGAAUGAUUAUAAUGCUCCGUCUUGUGAUUCUAGGGCUUUUUUUCCAUUAUAGAAUUCUCCAUCCAGUCAAUGAUGCAUAUGCCCUGUGGUUGACAUCAGUCAUAUGUGAAAUAUGGUUUGCUGUAUCCUGGAUUAUGGAUCAGUUUCCAAAGUGGUACCCAAUACAGCGAGAAACAUACCUUGAUCGGCUAUCACUUAGGUAUGAAAAAGAAGGAAAGCCUUCUGAGUUAUCCAGUGUUGACGUAUUUGUCAGUACUGUUGAUCCCUCAAAAGAACCUCCGCUAAUAACUGCAAACACUGUGCUUUCCAUCCUUGCCGUUGAUUAUCCGGUUGAUAAAGUGUCUUGCUAUGUCUCUGAUGAUGGUGCUGCCAUGCUCACUUUUGAAGCGCUUUCUGAGACAUCUGAAUUUGCUAGAAAAUGGGUCCCUUUUUGUAAGAAAUACAAUAUUGAGCCCCGAGCCCCAGAAUGGUACUUUUGUCAGAAGAUUGACUAUCUGAAAAAUAAAGUACAUCAAGCAUUUGUCAGGGAAAGGAGAGCAAUGAAGAGGGAAUAUGAAGAAUUCAAGGUGAGGAUAAACAGUUUGGUAGCAACAGCACAGAAGGUUCCUGAGGAUGGAUGGACCAUGCAGGAUGGGACUCCUUGGCCUGGAAAUAAUGUGAGAGAUCAUCCUGGCAUGAUUCAGGUAUUCCUCGGUCAGGAUGGUGUUCCUGAUGUUGAAGGCAAUGAGCUGCCUCGCUUGAUUUAUGUUUCACGAGAAAAGAGACCAGGAUUUGAUCAUCACAAAAAGGCUGGGGCUAUGAAUGCUCUUGUACGAGUGUCAGCAAUCCUCUCAAAUGCACCUUAUCUUUUGAAUGUUGAUUGUGAUCACUACAUUAACAAUAGCAAGGCGCUUAGAGAAGCUAUGUGUUUUAUGAUGGACCCUCAAUCUGGGAAAAAAGUAUGCUACGUGCAAUUCCCUCAGAGAUUUGAUGGAAUUGAUCGCCAUGACCGAUACUCUAACAGAAAUGUUGUAUUUUUUGAUAUCAACAUGAAAGGAUUGGAUGGCUUGCAAGGACCAAUUUAUGUUGGAACUGGGUGUGUUUUCAGAAGGCAAGCACUCUAUGGAUAUGAUGCACCUGCCAAGAAGAAGCGGCCCAGCAAAACAUGCAACUGCUGGCCAAAAUGGUGUUGCUGCCUUUGCUGCUGCUUUAGAAAGAAAAAGAAUGGGAAGUCCAAAAAGGAGACAAAGAAGAAGGUGAAGCUUGGGGAUGCAUCGAAGCAGAUACAUGCACUAGAAAACAUUGAGGAGGGAAUUGGAGGAGCUAAGGGUGAUAACUCAACUAAUUUGACUCAAAUGAAGUUGGAGAAGAGAUUUGGGCAAUCCCCUGUGUUUGUAGGCUCCACCCUUCUGGAAAAUGGGGGACUUGCACCAAAUGUCAGUCGUUCAUCUCUUCUAAAAGAAGCUAUCCAGGUCAUCAGCUGUGGCUAUGAAGACAAAACUGAAUGGGGAAAAGAGGUUGGUUGGAUAUAUGGCUCUGUCACGGAGGAUAUCUUGACUGGAUUUAAAAUGCACUGCCAUGGUUGGAGAUCUGUUUAUUGCAUACCUAAGCGGCCUGCAUUCAAAGGGUCAGCUCCCAUAAACCUAUCAGAUCGUCUACACCAGGUUCUUCGGUGGGCACUUGGUUCUGUUGAGAUUUUCUUGAGCAGACAUUGCCCAAUCUGGUAUGGCUAUGGUGGUGGGUUAAACUGGUUGGAGCGAUUUUCUUAUAUCAAUUCCGUUGUGUAUCCAUGGACUUCCCUUCCGUUGCUUGUUUACUGUACUCUACCAGCUAUAUGCCUUCUGACUGGAAAAUUUAUAGUGCCUGAGAUUAGCAACUACGCCAGUCUUAUCUUCAUGGCCCUCUUCAUAUCCAUUGCAGCAACUGGUAUUCUUGAGAUGCAGUGGGGUGGUGUCGGCAUAGAUGAUUGGUGGAGAAAUGAACAAUUCUGGGUUAUUGGAGGUGUUUCUUCUCAUCUUUUUGCACUCUUCCAGGGUUUACUGAAGGUUUUGGCUGGUGUGGACACAAAUUUCACUGUUACAUCGAAAGCUGCUGAUGAUGGAGAAUUUUCAGAGCUCUACAUCUUCAAGUGGACUUCACUCUUAAUCCCUCCUACUACAUUAUUGAUCAUAAAUAUUGUUGGGGUUGUGGUUGGUGUCUCAGAUGCCAUAAACAAUGGGUAUGACUCAUGGGGCCCCCUCUUCGGAAGGUUAUUCUUUGCCCUCUGGGUCAUCCUCCAUCUGUACCCAUUCCUGAAGGGUUUGCUGGGAAAGCAAGACCGGAUGCCGACUAUCGUAUUGGUCUGGUCAAUCCUGCUGGCUUCCAUCUUAACUCUUAUGUGGGUUCGAAUCAACCCAUUUGUUUCGAGAGACGGACCUGUGUUAGAAAUUUGUGGAUUGAAUUGUGACGAGUCAUGAAUAAAAGGCUGAAGCCGUGGUCCAGCUAGACACAGCGUGGAGGAAGAAGCAAUUUCACUUGAUACAACACGCGUGGUAAUAUUGCACGAAUUGUUGGAUUAAAGUUGUAUUUUUGGGGUGUGUAGAUAAAGAGGAAGGGGAAGGGAGGACGACACAUUGUUACCUGUGAUAGGAGGUUUUUCCAUUUAUUCUUUGAUUACAUUUCUGUGUUAUUUUGUUGGCGUCAUUCUUUAUCCAGCUUUUAUGUAUUCUUAUAGAAGAGCAUUGAAUGAUAAAUUAUUCCCUCGUCAAAAUGAAGGGGUCUUUAAUCUUAAAUUAGUUGUCCUGUUUCAAGGUAUGGUUCUUGUUUAAGACCUUGAAGACUGCUCAUGUAUCUUUUUCAUCCGUAAUACCAACGUGUAUGGAUGUUCUUGUU
This is a messenger RNA of Neltuma alba, 3670 nucleotides long. RefSeq names its product cellulose synthase A catalytic subunit 6 [UDP-forming]. Bases 1 to 3255 code for a protein of 1084 amino acids. Gene Ontology annotation, molecular function: cellulose synthase (UDP-forming) activity. Gene Ontology annotation, cellular component: membrane. The record is from RefSeq and is a predicted model, not a curated record. The transcript has 14 exons. NCBI's taxonomy places the organism in Eukaryota, Viridiplantae, Streptophyta, Magnoliopsida, Fabales, Fabaceae. Gene Ontology annotation, biological process: cellulose biosynthetic process.